UCUCUCUCUGUCUCUCUCUCUCCCUUCGUAUUCCUCUUCUUCAUCACUCUUGUUUUGCGCGUGUGUGAUAUGUGAUGUGAUACACGGGCUGCAAUCAUUCCAAUGGCUCUCGUCGACCAUGGACGAUGAUUUUGUUUCGGUUUUUCCAUUCGCAUCACGGGAAUAUCGCUCCAGCAUCGACGCAGUCCAUGAGCACAAGGGGGUUUUCGUUUCUUUUGACUGUUGAAGGAUAUUUUUGCAUGUCGAGAGACUGAAGAGACACGGAGAGCACGUUCAAUGCCGUUGGAACAUGUCAUAUGUUCCCUUUCAAGAUGCGAGGUAUGCUGUCCCCCCCUCCUUCCGACACCAGCCCUCCUUUGCUGCUGCUCCCUCCUACGAGCAACCCGACUGGAAUCCUCGUCUGUGUGUGAUCAGUGGAAAUCAGCUCUACAUGUUGGACCAGGAGGAGGUUCACCCUUUGUUGAUACGCGAGCAGCGCUCGGAGACGCACAGGAACAAGCUGCUGCGACGGACGGUCAGUGUGCCUGUGGAGGGGAGGCACCAUCCUGAAAUGGACCAAGCUCGGCUCCGGCGGAAGAGCAUCGCCACCGGGAAGCAGCCAAGCAUGGAGAUCCCACCCCCUGCCCCCCCACAACCCUUCCGACAAUCCGUGAGUACCCCGCCGUUCCGUCCCCGAUCCCUGUCUCCCUCCCUCUCCCUCUCGCUCCCGUUCGCACCUCUGCCCCUGUUUCCCUCCACCGGCCUGUCCUCUUCACAGUCACAAAAGAGAGUCAGCACCCCUCCGCUCCCCCGUUCCCUCCCACUCUCCCCGACCAUCUCUCUGACUCUCCCUGCCUCAGUCCCGCUCUCUCAUUGGGCUGCUGGUGAGUGGAAGGUUGUGGGUUCUAAUCCAUGGACUGGACCCAGUGUGGCGGCUCUGCCCUCUCUUGAGAGUUUUCUCAGUAGAAGACUGAAGGGGUCCAUUAAGCGGGCCAAGAGUCAGCCCAAACUGGACCGAACCAGCAGCUUCCGCCACAUGAUCCUCCCUCGUUUCCGCAGCGCCGACCAGGACCGGACUCGUCUGAUGCAGAGCUUCAAAGAAUCACACUCCCAUGAGUCUUUGCUGUCUCCCAGCAGCGCAGCCGAGGCCUUGGAUCUGACACUUGAUGAAGAUGCGGUCAUCAAGCCUGUUCACUCCAGUAUACUCGGACAGGAGUACUGUUUUGAGGUGAUAACUUCUUCAGGAACAAAGUGUUUUGCCUGUCGGUCGGCUGCGGAGCGAGACAAAUGGAUAGAGAAUCUGCAGAGAGCUGUCAAACCAAACAAAGACAACAGUCGACGCGUCGACAACGUUCUGAAGCUGUGGAUCAUCGAGGCCCGUGAACUCCCACCCAAAAAGCGCUAUUAUUGUGAACUGUGCUUGGAUGACAUGCUAUACGCCCGCACCACCAGCAAACCCCGAACCGAUACUGUCUUCUGGGGUGAGCACUUUGAGUUCAACAACCUGCCAGCUGUCCGCAACCUCCGCCUUCAUCUUUACAAAGAGACAGACAAGAAAAGACGCAAGGAGAAGAGCACAUAUCUGGGCUUGAUCAGCAUUCCCAUUUCCAGCAUCACUGGUCGUCAGUUUGUGGAGCAAUGGUACCCCGUCAUUCAGCCCAGUGUCCUGGCCAAGGGUGGAGGUGUUGGAGGGGGCAAAAUCAUCAAUGCCUCCCUGCGGCUCAAGUCGCGCUUUCAGACCAUGAGCAUCCUGCCGAUGGAGCUGUAUAAAGAGUUCGCAGAGUAUGUGACCAACAACUACCGUACGCUGUGCGCCGUUCUGGAGCCGCUGCUGAGUGUCAAGAGCAAAGAGGAAGUGGCCUGUGCUCUGGUGCACAUCCUGCAGAGCACAGGGAAGGCCAAGGAUUUUCUUUCAGACAUGGCGAUGUGUGAGGUGGACCGAUUUAUCGAUCGAGAGCACCUGAUCUUCAGAGAGAACACCCUGGCCACCAAAGCCAUAGAAGAGUACCUCAAACUCAUCGGACACAAGUACCUCAAAGACGUUUUAGGGGAUUUUAUCCGAGCGCUGUAUGAGUCAGAGGAGAACUGUGAAGUCGACCCAAUGAGGACUCCACCUUCUGUGCUGCCCGAACAUCAAGCCAACCUCCGGAUGUGCUGUGAGCUCGCACUCUGCAAAAUUGUCAACUCUCAUUGUGCGUUUUCAAGAGAACUAAAAGAGGUGUUUGCGUCCUGGCGUGUUCGAUGUGCUGAGAGGGGAAGAGAGGACAUUGCAGAUCGACUGAUCAGUGGUUCCCUCUUCCUGCGCUUCCUGUGUCCAGCCGUCAUGUCGCCAUCCUUAUUCAACCUCACACAGGAGUACCCCGAUGAGCAGACUUCACGUACACUCACCCUCAUAGCCAAAGUUGUGCAGAACCUUGCAAACUUCUCAAAGUUUGGCAAUAAGGAGGAGUACAUGUGCUUUAUGAAUGAGUUUUUAGAGAUGGAGUGGGGCUCCAUGCAGCAGUUCCUCUACGAGAUCUCCAAUCUCGACAGCGUGAGCAACGCAGCUGCUUUUGAGGGCUACAUCGACUUGGGAAGGGAGCUCUCGAUCCUGCACAGUCUUCUGUGGGAAGUCAUGGCACAGCUAAGCAAGUCUGUUGUUACCGUGCCAAAGGAUGCUAUCAUCAAACUCGGACCAUUGCCCCGCCUUCUGAAUGACAUCAGCAUGGCCCUUCGUAACCCUCACCUCCAGCGACAGCCCAGUCAUCAGACAGACAGACCUCCUCCAGAGAGACAGACGGAAAGACUGCUCUCCAGGCCCAGCUUCAACAGGGGCAUCUCGUCUGAGUUCCAGAACAUCAUGAUGAGAGACCUCAACAGUUCAGUCGAGAUCACUCGCCUGCCCUCUCCAACCUCUGCCAUGUCCAGUGGCGGUGCCCCUCCGUCCCGGGGCGGAUUGGGGGGGUUUGCGGACCGCGAUCAUCCUAACCGAGCCUCAUCUAAAGACGUUUUCUAUGUUGCCCGUCCCCCGUUGGCCCGCUCUAGUCCAGCGUACUGCACUAGCAGUUCUGAUAUUACUGAUCCAGACCCAAAGGUAAGUCCCAUAGGACAGCCCAACUCAGAAAGCCAAAGGCAACAGUGGCAAGGAACCAAAACUCAGGAGCAGCAGCAGAUGGCAGGCAUGGCAUCGCAGACGGGCACAUCUCAUUCAUCGCUCGCCACGCCACCUUCCACCGUUCAGCCUGCCCGCCAAAGCUCCAUGGCUCCUCCCACGCAACGCAUGAAAUCUCAACCCUCGCAUCAGCUUUCCGUGAGUUCUGCCGCCGCAGCCACUCCUGCAGGCAAAACCAGGCCACAGAGUGGAAACCUGCUCCAGUCCCCGGAGUCUGGCUUCGGGGGCCGGCAACAGGGUCCUCGGCAGCAGCUGUCCGUCAAAGACAGCACCCCGCCUGGCCUGCCGCAUCAGCAGAGCUCCACCAGAGAGAGCCAGGGAUCCCAGGGCUCUCAGGGCGGAACGCCGCAGUCCACACAGCAAUCCAAAUCGCAUCAGGAACGGCAGCAGAUCCAGCAACAGCAUCUGCUCAAGCCUACCAUGAGCAAACAGCAUGUGUCUCAUGACCAGGAGCAGCAGCAGAUGGCAGGCAUGGCAUCGCAGACGGGCACAUCUCAUUCAUCGCUCGCCACGCCACCUUCCACCGUUCAGCCUGCCCGCCAAAGCUCCAUGGCUCCUCCCACGCAACGCAUGAAAUCUCAACCCUCGCAUCAGCUUUCCGUGAGUUCUGCCGCCGCAGCCACUCCUGCAGGCAAAACCAGGCCACAGAGUGGAAACCUGCUCCAGUCCCCGGAGUCUGGCUUCGGGGGCCGGCAACAGGGUCCUCGGCAGCAGCUGUCCGUCAAAGACAGCACCCCGCCUGGCCUGCCGCAUCAGCAGAGCUCCACCAGAGAGAGCCAGGGAUCCCAGGGCUCUCAGGGCGGAACGCCGCAGUCCACACAGCAAUCCAAAUCGCAUCAGGAACGGCAGCAGAUCCAGCAACAGCAUCUGCUCAAGCCUACCAUGAGCAAACAGGGCUCUUCCCAAUCUCCAUCUACUCUCAACCCUUCAACCCCUGCCUCUGAGCGAACGGUCGCCUGGGUGUCCAACAUGCCCCAUCUUUCUGCUGACAUAGAGAGCUCCCGCAUCGACAGAGAAGAAUACAAACUCAAGGAGUAUUCAAAGAGCAUGGACGAGUCGCGUCUGGACAGGGUGCGUGAAUACGAGGAGGAGAUCAACUCUCUGAAGGAGCGUCUGAUGAUGUCGCACCGCAAGCUGGAGGAGUACGAGAGGAGGAUGUUAACUCAGGAGCAGCAGACCAAUAAAAUCCUGCUGCAGUAUCAGAGCCGACUGGAGAACAGCGAGAGGAGACUGAGACAGCAGCAGAUGGAGAAAGACAACCAGAUUAAAGGAAUUAUUGACAGACUCAUGGCUGUGGAAGACGAGCUGAGGGUAGGGGUGGUGCCUGAGCACAAACCCAGGAUAUUCGCAGACCAGGAAAAGCAGCUUUCCGCCUUGGAUUCAGCAGACUCCGGUGUGAGUUUUGGAGGAGAAUUGACCAGCUCUCCUGGCGUUGUGGGAGUCUCCCAAUCGGACAAAUCCUCCACCCGAUCCCCCCUGAACGGAAUCUUGUCCUUCCCGUUAGCCUCCCCUCCUCAUUCCCAUCCUCACGCACAACUCCAGCCGAACGUUCUAGCCAACCAAAAAUCAGCAAUGGCAUCGAGGGCAAGUUUGGAGGGGGAGCAGGUCAAUAACAACACUGAACGAAUCCAAGAGAAUUUUUAGGAAUUCCGAAGAAAAAUUCACAUCCUUUGUCAUCCUUUGAAGCUUCAGCGGUUGUUUUAUUUUGUGCAUUAGACUGAGGACAAGUGGGAGGCGGAACACACCAUUACUUGCACCAUCCAAAACAAAAGGGCUCUCCAUUGGAUCCGAUAUGUUAUUCCAAAAUCACGUUUACUUUGGAUCAAAUUUAAAAGCCCCUUGCACAUACAGUACCUCUGCCACCACAGGUCAUCCAAACCACUGGAAAGUGCUUGGUUCAGGUUCCAGGUUUUUUUGACUGAGUUCCCUCAUAUUGUGUAAAAAAUUCCAAGAAGCUGGGAAUGACCCCAGGACCGGUGGGCAAACAAACUAUACGUACGUUUCGAAGUGUAUAGAGAUCGAAAAAAUGCCUGCUUUGUCUUGAGGAUUUUGUCAUGUCAUCUGGCUUCCCUAGUGCCUUUCUGUAUCUCCUGACAGGGUUUUCAAACGAACUCAAGAAUAACGACAGCAGAAUUACAGAAAAGGUUGUACAAACGCCGCUCUCUUCUCGAGACUGCUCACUUAGAAGAGAUUGAUGUGUUCUUCUGCCUCAAUGUAAUGCUGAAAAUGUCAAGCUUUGGAAUAUGAACAUGGCUCGGGUUUUUUUGUGGACAAUGUCUGGAAAGUGCUUGUGGUCUUUGAAUUGCCUCACUAGACUGAACUUGUGCAAUGUUCUCUCUUCUCAAUCUCAGAACCUAUGUGUAUUUAACUGGUGCUAUGGAUUCUCAAAGCAUUGCUCUGUGUCACAUCACCGCCUCCCAUUCUGUCAUCGUCCUGACUGUUCAUAUGUGUAUUCGUCCUCCCAUUUAUCUCCUUAUGGGCCGAUUUUGACUUUCUUUCAGUGUGUGUCUGCAACAGGAGAUGAGUGCGAGGUGAUCUCUGUCAGGUCAAAAACCUUUUGUCUUUUUACUAAAACAAGAUGCUAGGCUAGAAUGCAGUUGUGGUCGUAUGGUGUUUUUUAUACAGAAACUUUUUUGUGUGUUUUUGUCUAAAAAAGUUUAAAGUCAACAUGAAAGUUAACAAGCAACCAAUUUUCCCUCCAUAAUGUGACUUUUUGGAGUAAAAUGGGAAGAACUGACUUUAUUUUAACUUUUAGAAAUUCAUUGGAUUGUAAAAAAAAAAUGGUGUUACUAGAAUGGAGUCUGGUGGCUAAAAAACAAAAGCGAGUUGUUUCAAAGGUGGUGCAACUUGUAUUUUGUUAAACGAUUACGAAAACAACCCUGUUUUUAUAUAGAAUAGCAUGCACCAAAUAAUCAUCAAUAAGACGACUAAGAAUGUACAUUGAAAAAGUAGACAAUGACUCGUACCAAAUAAUCAGUACAUUUACAUUUAUGCAUUUGGCAGAUGCUUUUAUGCAAAGCAACUUUUAUUGCAUUCAAGGUUUACAUUUUAUCAGUUCACACAGGGGGAGUCGAACCCAUGACCUACUCUUUAAGCUAUGCUACAAAAUUGCGAAUAAUAAGUUAACAAGUAAACAUGGUCCAUUUUGUUUUCAUGUUGACUUUAAAGUUGCUCAAGCAUCUCUAAAAUAGUUCUUGGUAGCGUUGAAUGGUCAUUUUAGGAAAGAUCUUGUUAGAUAACAGACUUGGUUUGUAAAAUAAUCAGAUCUUUAUGUACUGUACAGAAAUAUUGCUAGCUAUAAUUCCUCAUUUGAGUAUCACUGCCAUCUGGUAGUGAUUGCAUUCCUCAUCGCUCACUACAAGUUGUUUUAUUGUUUGUUUUACGAUUAAUCAGUUCAUUGUCAUGUUUCUACAGACUCAAGACAUUCACAUGGCUUCGCUGAUACAAGUCAUUCCAUUAUAACCCAGUUCAUUGUUGAUUGCCUUGUUGCUGCAUUGUAAACCAAUACAAGUUGUAACAACUUCACCAAUACAGCAGGCCUAGAUGAGAGCGAGGAGAUUUAAGUCGUAACUGCACAAUAAAAACACUGAGCUGUACUGUAAUAUUUAUAAAUUGGGAAGGCACUAGAGAGGAGAAUGGACUGAUUGCCAUUUUAGCUUUUAAGAGCUUCGAGGGCUAUCUUUAAGUGACUUCUACUCCAUUUAGUAAUAAUAAACAGGCAAUUUUGUUUAUGUCCCAAAAGCGGUUGAGAAAAAGUGGGAUAACAGGGUUAUCAGCUGAAAAAUGUGCCAUGACAUGAAUAUACCUCAGGCGUAGAAUCGAAUGACUCAGGUAAACUUUCAAUUGCCUCACAGUUUAACGCAAACUGGAUAGAAAAAAAACUCAUUUUAAGUUAAACUGCCUGUUUUGGUUGUCAGUCCAUUUCUUCUCUGAGAUUAGUAGCAGUGAUUGGCCAUCGGCUCAUCAAGCACCUCCUCUUUUCCCUGCAUCUCCAGCCAAUCACAAAGCUUCGUGGAGGACAAUCUGGAACCUAAUUGGAGGCCUCACCUUGGACAUUC
This is a messenger RNA of Sinocyclocheilus grahami, 7188 nucleotides long. RefSeq names its product ras/Rap GTPase-activating protein SynGAP-like. The record is from RefSeq and is a predicted model, not a curated record. Gene Ontology annotation, biological process: regulation of GTPase activity. Lineage: Eukaryota; Metazoa; Chordata; Actinopteri; Cypriniformes; Cyprinidae.